This is a messenger RNA of Plasmodium vivax (malaria parasite P. vivax), 1401 nucleotides long. RefSeq names its product endoplasmic reticulum oxidoreductin, putative. Gene Ontology annotation, cellular component: endoplasmic reticulum; endoplasmic reticulum membrane. Lineage: Eukaryota; Apicomplexa; Aconoidasida; Haemosporida; Plasmodiidae. Bases 1 to 1401 code for a protein of 466 amino acids. The transcript has 5 exons. The record is from RefSeq and is a predicted model, not a curated record. Gene Ontology annotation, molecular function: protein-disulfide reductase activity; FAD binding; thiol oxidase activity. Gene Ontology annotation, biological process: protein folding in endoplasmic reticulum.
AUGAAGCUCGCCGUGGUGUCCGUGCUACUGCCCGUGCUAUUUCUGGGCCUCUUCCUAAAGUCAAAAGACCAGGAGGUGCUCCUCUCCUACGGACACUUCCUCAAAAACACCUUCAAAGAAUUAUUGCUCUUCUUUAAUAUCUUUGACAUUGAGUUCCCACCAAGUUAUGUGCAAAACGAAAAGCUCCUAGGCCUACACGUGAGAGAUAUAGAGAAGGACGCCUACACAGCGUACCCCAUUCUGAAGGAGCUAAAACAGAAGGAUUACUUUCGCAUCUUCAAGGUGAAUCUUCAUAUCCCAUGCAAGCUGUCCAAGGUAAAUGAGAAAUGUAAAGAAAUAAAAAAGUGUAGUGUGUGUGAAUGUCACGACGAUGAGAUUCCUUAUAACUUCCGGACGAAUGAAAUUGAAAUCAUUGAAGACAAAAUGUCAAGUGAAGAUUUGAAGAAAACCUUUAUUGAGAGCAAACUGUAUAAAGAUAUUCUGGGCAUUUACGCUCCCUCCGACGAGGGCUUCCUGUCCUACGUGGACCUGGUUUACAAUUCGCCCUCCUUCACUGCCUACGAGGGGCGCAACAUAUGGAACAAGAUUUACCGGGAGAACUGCUUCCAGAAGGAGGAGAACAAGUGCCACGAAAUGAAAAGCUUCUACAAGAUCAUCUCCGGCAUGCAGUCCAACAUUGCCAUCCUGUCGGCCGAGUACCACUACCUCAAAAACGACUUUGUCUUCGGCGACAUGCACACGGAUGAUGUGAUGAAGAGCGAUUACUUUAAGAAGCAAAAUUAUGAAUACAGCAUGCAGUUUUUUAAGGAGAAGAUUGCACUCUACCCGGAGAGGAUAGAAAACUUGUAUUUCACCUUCGCCAUUUUGCUCAGGGCCAUGUGCAGGCUCAAGUCGCUCGUCAGUCAGUGCAAGUGCAACUCGGGCCACGCGCAGAACGACAAGGAGGCUCUGAAGGUGCUGAACGACCUGCUGGGCAGCUUCUACCACUCGUGCGCCUCGGAGCAGUUCCUCGAGCCCAUCUUUCCCACCCAGGGGAAGGAGAUACUCGCCAAAUUUAUGAACAUAACAAACAUCCUGGACUGCGUGCCCUGCGUGAAGUGCCGCCUGCACGGCAAGCUGAAGACCACCGCUCUGCAGAUAGCCUUGGUGGAGGGGAUGAGUUACGAGCACAUCGGCUCCCUCGAGCGAAACGAAAUCACGGCCCUCAUAAACUCCCUGUACUACUUCGCCGACUCGAUUAUCAUCCUGAACAAGUUCGAAGAGAGGCAGAAACUAAAAAGAGCCACCUUCAUUUUUUACCUCCUGUCCUUCUGUUUCUUCCUCAUCCUGAUCAUCUACUCCAUCGUUUUUAUUACCGUGCGCAAUUGUAAGAAGAUGAAGAAGAAGAAGAAAAUAAGCUGA